This is a messenger RNA of Parastagonospora nodorum SN15, 2352 nucleotides long. RefSeq lists its product as hypothetical. The record is from RefSeq and is a predicted model, not a curated record. Gene Ontology annotation, cellular component: mitochondrion. Bases 1 to 2352 code for a protein of 783 amino acids. The transcript is spliced from 4 exons. Gene Ontology annotation, molecular function: GTP binding; GTPase activity. Lineage: Eukaryota; Fungi; Ascomycota; Dothideomycetes; Pleosporales; Phaeosphaeriaceae.
AUGACGCGUCUCACUCCGAUUUUACUGAGCGCCUUGCUCUCUGCUCUCACCACCUCCGUCGGCGCCAAGUCCAAGGGCGACCAGGUCCGCCUGUACCAGUGGACCAGCGACAAAUGCAACGACAUGCCCAAGGGCGGAAAUAUCGACGUCAAGCGGAAUGAAUGCGUCAAUAUCGAGGGCCGGAGCUUCAGACCCAAGAUCGACACGAAGCGUCAGAAAUGGCUGGACGAAGUCAAUGACGGCAACCUCCACACAUCAACCUACACGAGUACCUCCACUGCUACAUCCUGGUCGAUCGGCUCUGAUGACCAGGUCACUCCGGUGACUCACACGUCGACCCUCUACUCGACCUCCACGAUUUCGAAGGUUGCUUCCGCUUCAAUGGACAUUUCUGCCCGUGCUGCAGAAGUUCGCAAGAAGGAGAACGUGGUCAGUGUGUGGAUGAAGCAUCCCUGGAGCGGCUCGACUGUCUGCUACGAGUGCUACACCAAGAAGAGCAACGAUUUGGGCUGGGUAAAGUGCAAGGCCCGACUCAAUGAGGCUCACAUGUGCGGACCACGCCCUGAUGAGAACCCCGGCGACAAGCCAGCCACCACGACCACCACCGCUACCACUUCGACAACCACCACGGUCACACAGAGCACCUUGCGACCUGGUACCCAGAUUGAAACAACCACCGUCAAGGCUCCUGGCGCACAACCGUCCCUACAGGCUCGUUCGUGGCAUAAGAAGGUUGCCUUCCGUUCACCUUGGCAGAAGGACCAACGCUACUGCGCAGAUGCCGAGUGGGAGAAGCGCGGCAAGCCCAACACUGAGAUUCGCCUGCAGAAGGUGCACCUUGCCAAAUCAAAGGAUGACUGCGCAUCCAAUGAGUCGAUCGAUCUGCCUCAGGCUCCCGAGCCCAUCCUCGAGACCGCUACAGGCACUGAUAUCUUGACCGACACUGUCACUGCAACCGGGUACACAGCCAAGGCUACAGUGACCAAGACUAUUUACACUGCGAUAGUCGUCUCAACCGUCACGGUAUCUGAAGCGGAGGGCGCCGCCACGCCAUCCACGACAUACUGGCCCACUCAGUUCACUCUUACGACGCUUACCUCAACUUCAUUCACCAUCACGACCCUCGUCCCCCAGGAAACUGUCGCGACCAAGUACAUGGGCGCUGCUCUUGCGGAUGACCGGGCUGAUGUUCCAGUCCACCGGGACCUUGGACGUAAGGCUGAAGCACGAGUCUGUCCACGCCAAGACCUCGAAUUCCAUGACUCGCCCAUCAAAAAAGAUCGUGACCUUCCAACCUCAACUCCAAUCCUGCACCGCAACACACACCAUGCGUGCCACCAAAUGUCCUUCAUCCCCCGCCAUGCCUUCCCACCGCUCCUAUCGCUCCCGCGCUCCUACUUCCUGGGCCACCACAAGUCCGGGCUCGCUAAAAUGAAAACCCUCCUCUCGUCUAUCGACCUCGUCAUUGAAUGCCGCGAUUACCGCGUCCCACUCACAUCUCGCAACCCUUUAUUCGAACAGGCACUUGAAGGGAAAGAGAGGCUGCUUGUAUACACAAAGCGCGACUUAGGAGGCGGGAAUAGGGAUGGCGCAGAGAGCAUCGUCAAAGGGUGGUACGAGAAAGAAGGCCUCGCCGGUACCAAAGUCAUGUUCGUCCGCAACGGCAAGGAAGAAGCUGGGAGUAAGAAGAGCGUGAUGAGAGUGCUGGAAGAGCUGAAAGAGCAUGCGUCCAAGCAGUGGAAACUCGUCGGCCACCGCGUCAUGAUCGUGGGUAUGCCGAAUGUCGGCAAAUCCACACUCUUGAAUGCCCUCCGCGCCCAGGGUAUUGGCAAGGGCAAAGUCGCGCAGACGGGUGCGCAGCCGGGCGUUACGCGGAAAGUUAGCAGUGGCGUUAAGAUUGUGCCGAGCGAGGAUGAAGGGGGUGUGGGGGGCGGGGUUUAUUUGCUGGAUACCCCCGGUGUGUUCAUUCCGUAUGUGCCGGAUGCGCAUGCGAUGAUGAAACUCGCGCUUUGCGGAAGUGUGAAAGACACGAUUAUACCGCCGGUUAUGCUGGCUGAUUACCUCUUGUAUCACAUCAACCUCCACAGUCCUCAACUCUACGGCGAGUACAGCAGUCCGACAAACGACGUUAUGGAGUUACUACGGGGCAUCGCCGAGAAGACGGGUCGGUUGGGCAAAGGAGGCGUUAUUGACACGGAGGCGACGAGCUUGUGGAUCAUUCAAAGGUGGAGGCGCGGAGAGAUGGGUAAAUUUGGGCUGGAUGAGGUGGAUGAGGCGAGUUUGGAGGCGAAGAAGGUGGAGGAGGCAGGUGGCGAGGAGGGGGGAGAGGGAGAGGAGAAGGGUGCGGAAUAG